CUCCCACACUCCUCCCUGCCUCCCCUCCCUCUCCUUCUCCAGUCCUCUCUAGCCUCUCGUCUGUACCAAAACACCAUGCCUGCCGGAAGAGAAGCACCCGCCGAGCCGUCCUUCCCGUGGCGGAGCGACAUGCUCGCGGGCAAGACGGCCAUUGUCACGGGAGGAAGCGCGGGCAUCGGCGCGGCGAUCACAAUUGCGUUGCUCCAGGCUGGGGCUUCCGUGGCGGUGCUUGCGAGGAGCCGCUCCAAGUACGACAAGCUCGUCCCCGUCCUGGAGGAGAGGAAGCUGCCGGUCGACAAGACCACCUUCAUCUCCAUCGACCUGUCGAGCACGGAUGCCAUCCGGAAGGCGACCGUGGAGGCCAACGAGUGGGCCGGCGGCUGUGCGGAUAUCCUGGUCAACAACGCUGGCGUGGCCACCAUCGCGCCAAUCCUUGAGGCAUCUGUGGAAGACUGGGACUGGACUAUGAACGUGAACGUCAGGGCACCCUUCAUCAUGGCCCAGGAGUGCGCCAAGAGGAUGAUCGCGCGCGGCAAGGGAGGAAAGAUCGUCAGCGUCUCGAGCACGGCGUCCCUCUUCGCGCUGCACGACCACGCGGCGUACUGCACCAGCAAGGCCGCCAUCAACGGCCUCACUCAGGUGAUGAGCGCGGAGUGGUCCAAGCACGACAUCAACUGCAACACCGUCGGCCCCACCAUCGUCUUGACCGACAUGGGCGCCAAGGCGUGGGGCGACCCGACGAAGGGCGACCCCAUGAUCGACCGCACCCCUCUCGGCCGCUUCGCUGAGCCCUGGGAGAUGGCACACGGCGUGGUGUACCUUGUCAGCCCGUCCUCCAGCCAGAUGUGCGGACAGAUGCUCCUCCUCGACGGUGGCAUCACCACCACCGGUACUCCCUGCGGAACGUAAUCGCCCAAUCCGACGCUGUCGAUAUCAGAGGAAGGGGUUGUGCCUCUUAGAUGUGUCUUACUAACGUUUGGUGGGUGGUCCGUAGAUGCUUUGUUUGUCUCACAGCGGUGCUGAAUAGAAUUGCGCUCGCUGUUGAAGUGUGUACAUCGUGUGGCCUGAAGUGCGUUGGGUGUUUCCCUUGCGUGAGAGACAUGGGGAACUUGACGUAUCGUGUGUUUGGCGUGCGCUCUAGGCGUCGCUUUGUGUAUGUUCGCAAACGCACAGGCGUGGUCAGAGACCAUGCGUGUGAAUGCUUGCAGAUUGCUCAUUUGCCGGCUGGUGUGUACGUUCCCAUCAGGGGCAGAUGGUAGAAGGACAGGAGCGAGCGGAACAAUAUCCUCCGAAAGGUAUUUGAACGACUCAGGUUGCAACACGAUCCACUGCUCUAGGUCGUGUGGUGAUGAAACUUGAGCUCACCCCCGUAUCCAGGGCCACACGAUAUCUAUCUUCCUUUUUCGUUUCGGCGUUGUUGUUCCUGACGUGACGGCGGUUUUCCGGCGUGACACCAAGGACGACUUUUUUUCCCUUUGCAUUGGAUCAGGACAGCAUGUAUUUCGACGGAGUGCGACGUUGAGACCGUUCUCUCUUUUGCUGUCGCGUAUCUCUCGAUGGUCGAGAUGAACAACCAAAUGCCAGUGAUUGUGAAGUG
Molecule: messenger RNA, 1597 nt
Organism: Ectocarpus siliculosus
Lineage: Eukaryota; Phaeophyceae; Ectocarpales; Ectocarpaceae
Source: the annotation of a GenBank genome assembly